Limulus polyphemus (Atlantic horseshoe crab) is the source of this 2023-nucleotide messenger RNA. RefSeq names its product kelch-like protein 10 (gene klhl10). NCBI's taxonomy places the organism in Eukaryota, Metazoa, Arthropoda, Merostomata, Xiphosura, Limulidae. The record is from RefSeq and is a predicted model, not a curated record. The coding region runs from base 1 to 1809 and encodes 602 amino acids. The transcript is spliced from 6 exons. Gene Ontology annotation, molecular function: protein binding.
AUGGAGCGUACUUACAGUUUGCAAGCUUUGCAAGCUUUGUACGAAAUGCGUCGUGAGGGGGAACUUUGCGAUGCUAUUCUCAGAACAUCAGAUGGAGGGGAAUUUAGGGUUCAUAGGGCCAUAAUGUCGGCUUGUAGCCCCUAUUUUAGGACUCUAUUCACAACCACUUUACAUGUUCAGGAAAGACGUAACAUUCUGAUUCCUGGCAUAUCUUCUGAGAUGUUGAGCCUUAUCAUAGAAUAUGCAUAUACAAGAACGACCGAUGUCUCCUGGGAAAACGUAGAAGAACUCUUACCUUCAGCUGACCAGUUCAAUGUCAUGGGCAUUGUGAAAUACUGCUCUGACUUUCUGAUUUUAAACUUGAGACCAGAAAACUGCAUUGGAAUCCGACAGGUAGCUAGAAGUUUCUACAUUCCCGAGUUGGAACAGAAGGCACACAGAUAUCUGAUGACCAAUUUUCCGGAUGUGGCUAACGUCAGCGAAGAACUGAUGGAACUAUCCGUCGAAGAAGUGGUGAGUAUUUAUGGUGAUGAGGAAUUAAAUGUUCGAAAUGAAGAAACUGUUUGGAUUGCACUGAUAAAAUGGAUUGACCAAGAACCCCAAAGUAGAAAAAAACACAUCGUCCAACUGAUGCGCUGUGUUCGUCUAGGCUUGCUGGACACGCAGUUUUUUAUUGAGAAGGUCAAGAACCACCCUUAUGUGCUAGAGAACGAAGACUGCCGGCCAUUGGUCAUUGACACACUUAAGUUCUUAUACGAUCUUGAAAUGAUCACGCAGAAGGACGGCGAAAUUCCAACUCCUGACCUGGCUAGACCACGGAUUCCUUAUGAGGUCAUGUUCGCCAUAGGUGGCUGGAGUGGUGGGAGUCCGACAAAUUUCAUCGAAACCUACGACACCAGGGCAGACCGUUGGGUCAAGGUAGACGAAGUCGACCCACUGGGUGCACGUGCGUACCACAAAUGCGCUGUCAUAGACUUUGACAUUUACGUGAUUGGUGGAUUUGAUGGAAUAGAGUAUUUCAACAGCUGUCGAUGUUUCAAUGCUGUAACCAAACAAUGGCGCGAGGUGGCGCCCAUGAACGCUAGGAGGUGUUACGUUAGUGUUACUGUCGUAAACAAUAUAAUAUACUCUAUGGGUGGAUAUAACGGCCACCAUCGUCAAAAUACAGCAGAAAAAUACGACCACAGGUAUAACCAGUGGUCAAUGAUAGCUCCUAUGAAUGUCCAGCGAAGCGACGCCUGCGCCACUGUACUUAAUGACAUAAUAUUCAUUACUGGUGGUUUUAACGGGGCCGAGUGCAUGAACUCGGCUGAAUGUUACAAUCCAGAGACUGACCAGUGGAAUAUGCUCAGUCCAAUGAGGAAUCGCCGCAGUGGAGUGUCUUGUUUCGCCUACCACGAUAACAUCUAUGUCCUGGGUGGUUUCAACGGCAUUACACGACUAUGUAGUGGAGAGAAGUACAAUCCUGCCACAGACACCUGGACCCCUAUACCUGACAUGUAUAAUCCACGAUCCAAUUUUGCUAUUGAGGUGAUCGACGACAUGGUAUUUGCUGUGGGCGGGUUUAACGGAGUGACGACAAUCUUUCACGUGGAAUGUUAUGAUGAAAAGACCAAUGAAUGGUACGAAGCCACAGACAUGAACAUUUUCCGGUCUGCUUUAGCUGCUUGCGUCAUAUCCGGUCUGCCUAACGUGCACGAUUACAUCCACAAACAUAGGGACCGUCUUAUGGAGGAGAAACGGCAGAAACUUCUGGAACUACAACAAAACCAAGUUAAUCAUGUACUGGAACCGAUGAACAACAACUAACGUGAAAUUCUGCUUCUACAUAAAUUAAAAUAUUCUACAAACUGUACUUAAUCUAAAUGUCUACUUUCCAAAAAAAAAAACUUUUCUUGGAACUCAACCAAUCUUUAAAUUCAUUUCUACCUACCAGAAAAUCAAAUGUUAAACUUAAAUGUGUAAUUUCAAAAUUUCUAACCUGUUAAAACUUUGGCCACAAAUUCGGUAACAACAAAUGCAC